This is a messenger RNA of Stylophora pistillata, 2688 nucleotides long. Its product is annotated as phospholipase B1, membrane-associated. Gene Ontology annotation, biological process: phospholipid metabolic process. The record is from RefSeq and is a predicted model, not a curated record. NCBI's taxonomy places the organism in Eukaryota, Metazoa, Cnidaria, Anthozoa, Scleractinia, Pocilloporidae. Gene Ontology annotation, molecular function: glycerophospholipase activity.
AAAGCCAUGGGAUCGGGGUCACUGGCAAAAUCUGGGAUGAAGAUCACUUUGGACUUGUAGAAAUAGCACCCCAAAUCCAGAGAUCACUUAAACGGUCACGUCCCGCCCUUGAGUCACGGGGUUAGUCCCAGAAACACAGACAAAAGCGCUCUUCAGCCAGAGAGUGGGAUGGAAUAGUGUUGCCGCUGACAAAAUACUUAGAUCCCAGAAGGCGCGGAUUGUCUACAUCACGAACACCAGCCGACGCCAUUCACCGACCAAGCCACGACGAUUAGGCUAACGACCGGUGCAAGAUGGCGUCCCAGUUAAAUGCUUGGAAACUAGCUGUUUUGAAUGCAUUUCUCUUAAUUAACGGCUUGGUUUGUACUUCCUCAUUAACAACAACUAAUAGCACCUCUGUGAAAGUUGGAUAUUUAUGGGAAGAUCCAAAACAGGAAAAUGUACAUACUUCAGAAGUUGUUAUGGACAAGAAACACACAAGAAGUAUCUUGAGACUUAUUUGUGAAAUCUACCCUGGAUUACCAAGUGAGGGAAAGUAUUGGGACAUGAAAGAUGAACUUGUUAGGUGGCAGAAAACAGGUCCCAAAGUGGAGGAUGUCAAAAGUGUACGCUACUGGUCUGAUGACAUGACCAAAACUGCCAUUUCUUUCUCAAACAUUACACUUGACAUCCUUGGAAGUUAUUCAUGUAUCUAUGGUGAUGUUUCAGCCACAAUUGAUGUUUUAGUUGCUGAUGCGGAGACAGCUAAAAUUUUGAAAACCCCAGAAAAUGUGAUUGAGCUACAUACUUGCAUCUCGUACAUGAAGGAUAAAUCUGGGAUAAGUGGAUGGAGAGAUGAACAAAAUCUCUUACAGCCUAUUGGAACCAAAGAAAACUGCCCUGUGGUGCAGAAUUCACAGCAUGCUGCAACAACAGUUCACCAGCUUUAUGCCUCAGAUUUCAAGGUCAUUGCAGCAAUGGGAGAUUCGUUUACAGUUGGCCAAGGAGCCAGAGCAACAUCAGUAAAUGGAUUUUUCUUGGAUCAUAAAGAUUUCUCUUGGAGCGUUGGAGGAGCAAAUUAUCUGAAUCAAACAAUAACAGUACCAAAUAUCAUCAGGCAAUUCAGUCCAUCUUUAAAGGGUGCAUCUGCAAAAGUGUCACAGGAUGCCAAUAGUUUUGUUGAUGAUCUUAAUGUUGCCUUUCCUGGUGCUUCUGCUAGUGGUCUUGAAAAUCAAGCAAGAGAUCUUGUAUCAAGAAUGAAAGCUAUGAAGGGUAUUGACUUCAAGAAUGACUGGAAACUUCUUACGGUUUGGAUUGGAACAGAUGACCUCUGUCAAGUAUGUAAGAAUGAGGAUAAAUUUGGUGCUGCUUCUUUCAUAAAAUAUAUGAUGCGCACACUAAAUUACCUAAGAAAUGAGGUUCCCAGGCUGUUUGUGAAUUUGGUUCCGCCCAUGGAUAUUUCUCCUCUUUAUAAGUUACAUCAAGCAAAUACCAAGUCAUGUCAAAUUCUGGGAUGGAGUUCUUGUCCUUGUUUGAGAGAGGGUGCCACAGAAAGAGCAAAAAUCACCAAGGCUGUCAAACAGGACAAGAAAUUAUUGGAGGAACUAGUGAAUAGUGGAAUUUAUGACACAAAGGAUAACUUUGCAGUGGUUAUUCAACCUGCCCUCCAAGUGCUGCCAAGAAAUCAGGAUGGUGAUUUUGUGAAAUCUUUUUUUGGUGUGGACUGCUUGCACUUCUCUGUUCAAGGUCACGCUGCAGCAGCAUUCGCUUUGUGGAACAAUAUGUUAGAACCAUUUGGAUCUAAGACAAAGCAGUGGGGAGACCAGGAAACUUUGAAAUGUCCAUCUAAGGAUAAGCCAUUUUUGUACACCAAAGUGAACAGUAAAACAGUCACAACUACUUUUGCUGAUGAUGAUAAUGAUGAUGAUGAUGACUUAUCUUCUGGUGACUUUCCACCUGCUGCUGCUGUGGCUGUGGCUGUGUCCCUCACAGCUGUUGUAGUUAUUGUUGUUGUGAUGGUGUGGAGAGGACGAAAAUCAAGGCGGAGACCAGAGGCAUCUCGAUUGCUGUUUGCCUCUGGACCUCACAAACCAAGAAUAUGAGCUUUUUCUUUGACCCUUUUACUCCCAAGAUCUGAUUGUUAAUUCUCCCCUUUAGCUGUUACACUUUUCCCUGUGAAUUAGUACGGAGAGUUUGGUGUUAAAUCAAGAUAUCAACCUCUUCCUCACAAAUUGAUAAGUUUGAGUAUUCUCACUACCUGUUUGCUUGAUGAUGUAGGGCUAUAAUUUAUUAUAAGAAGUUACAUCAUGAUGUUAAUCACUUCUGGGAGUUAAAAGGCGAAAAAAAAAAAGACUUGCUAUUGAGCACCACAGUUCACCAGUUUAGGUGAUUAUCAGUCCUUCGGGCUGCAACCACUUUGGUCAUGAUGAUGACUAGAAAGUUACUCUUGACAAGUGAACUUACAGUCUAUGGCAAGUCACUUACACUGGUAUAAGGUGACCCAUGUUCUGGGAUCAUGGUGUUAAGAUUGGCUAAUUGGAAAAGACUUUGUAGGCAAAAUAAUUUAUUGGUAAAAACAGGUAUUUGAUUGUAAAUACUUCAUUGUAGAAUUCUUAACUAAAUAAUUAAAAUUUAUUAUGAUGAAGAUUUACAUGCUACAUCUAGCUCUUGUUAAUAAUGAAAUAGAAGUUCAUUCAUAAUGAUUGGAAA